UUCCAAACUUCUAGAGUUGUACCCUGUUCACCAUCCCCUCCCUCCUAAAGAAGUUUGAAAAUAGCUUCACCGCAGUGGCGGCGGUGCGAUCAGCAUUAACUAACAUUAGCAUGCUCUUACGCUUACGCCGCCUUCCAUUAAACUCAAACCUGUUACUGUCACUACCCAUCAGUGCUCACUGUUCCACCACCACCGCUUCUGCAAUUCACAUCACAACCACCCCUACGCUUCGCAAAGAAGAACAAUGCAAUCCCUUAUCACCACACGCCAAACACUUGAUUCAGCAAAACAUCGUUGUUGGUGUCACUGUCACCCACCUCCUCGGCAAAUGCAUAACCUGCGACAAUGUCGCCGAUGCCAUUUUGGUUCUAGAGUGUCUCCAUCCAUCCCCAUCACUUGUUUACUGGUGGAAUCAGCUCAUAAGACGAGCUCUUCAUCGUGGAAUUUCGAAUGAAGCUUUGGGUCUUUACUGUCGGAUGAGGAUGCUUGCUUGGACCCCUGAUCAUUACACCUACCCUUUCGUUUUCAAAGCUUGCGGCGAGAUCAGUUGUUUCUCUCUUGGCGCGUCGCUUCAUUCUGAUGUUGUUCGAUUCGGGUUUGUCUCGAAUGUGUUUGUUUGCAAUGCUGUGGUUGCUAUGUAUGGAAGGUGCGGCGCUCUUCAUCACGCACGCGAGGUGUUUGAUGAUUUGUGCCAGCGAGGAAUUCAGGAUUUGGUUUCUUGGAAUUCUAUUGUGACUGCUUAUAUGCAGGCUUCUGAUGUAAACACUGCAUUUGAACUGUUUGGUAAGAUGACAAAGAGAUAUGGGUUAUCCCCGGAUGCUGUCAGCCUUGUUAAUAUCCUUCCUGCUUGUGCUUCCCUGGGUGCCACUCUGCAGGGUAAAGAGGCUCAUGGGUUUGCUAUUAGAAGUGGAUUGGUGGAUGAUGUUUUCGUGGGGAAUGCUGUUGUGGAUAUGUAUGCCAAGUGUGGCAAGAUGGAGGAAGCAAGUAAGGUUUUCGAGAGGAUGAGGUUUAAGGAUGUUGUUUCUUGGAAUGCAAUGGUCACUGGGUAUUCUCAAACGGGAAGAUUUGAGGACGCACUUUCUUUGUUUGAGAAGAUGCGGGAGGAGAAUGUCAAGUUAGACGUUGUGACUUGGACUGCUGUUAUUGCAGGGUAUGCUCAGAGAGGGCAUGGUUGUGAAGCCCUGGAUGUGUUUCGGCAGAUGUACAAAUGCGGUUCUCGUCCAAAUGCGGUUACCCUUGUAUCUUUACUUUCAGGCUGUGCAUCAGUUGGAGCAUUGCUUCAUGGGAAAGAAGUUCAUUGUUAUGCCAUCAAAUUUAUUCUCAACGUCAACUCGGAUAGGGAUGAAUAUCAGAUGGUAAUUAAUGCUCUAAUUGACAUGUAUGCUAAAUGCAAAAGUCUAGAAGUUGCUCGUGCAUUGUUUGACUCCGUAUCUCCAAGAGAUAGGGAUGUUGUCACCUGGACCGUGAUGAUUGGGGGGUUUGCGCAGCAUGGAGAUGCCAACAAUGCUCUGCAACUUUUCUCUGAAAUGUUCAAAACAGGCAACUCUAUAAAACCUAAUGAUUUUACCUUAUCUUGUGCCCUCAUGGCUUGUGCUCGUUUGUCAACAAUGAGGUUUGGUAGGCAAAUUCAUGCAUACGUGUUGCGAAGCCGUUAUUGUUCUGGUGUUCUGUUUGUGGCUAAUUGCCUCAUAGACAUGUAUUCCAAGUCUGGAGAUGUAGAUACUGCUCGAACUGUUUUUGAUAGCAUGUCAGAGAGAAAUGCUGUCUCUUGGACGUCCUUAAUGACAGGCUAUGGCAUGCAUGGUCGCGGUGAAGAUGCUCUCCGGGUUUUUGAUGAGAUGAGAAAAGUGGGUCUAGUGCUUGAUGGUGUAACGUUUCUUGUCUUGCUUUAUGCUUGUAGUCAUUCAGGAAUGGCGGAACAUGGAAUCAAUUUCUUCUAUAGAAUGAGCAAAGAAUUUGGGGUCCAUCCUGGGGCAGAGCAUUACGCUUGCAUGGUUGAUCUUUUGGGUCGUGCUGGUCGUCUUGAUGAAGCUAUGAAACUCAUUAAUGACAUGCCCAUGAAACCAACCCCAGUGGUGUGGGUGGCCUUGUUGAGUGCUUGUCGGGUACAUUCAAACGUGGAACUUGGGGAAUUUGCCGCAAAUCGAUUGUUAGAAUUGCAGGCCAAGAAUGAUGGGUCAUAUACAUUGCUUUCAAAUAUAUAUGCUAAUGCCAAACGCUGGAAAGAUGUGGCUAGGAUUAGAUAUUUGAUGAAACAUGCUGGAAUUAGGAAAAGACCUGGUUGCAGCUGGGUCCAAGGAAUGAAAGGCAUUGCAACCUUCUAUGUGGGUGACAGAACUCACUCACAAUCUCAGCAGAUAUAUGAAACACUCGCAGACUUGAUUCAGCGCAUUAAAGCUAUUGGAUAUGUUCCUCAGACAAGCUUUGCUCUUCAUGAUGUCGAUGAUGAAGAAAAAGGUGACCUGCUUUUUGAACAUAGUGAGAAGUUGGCUCUUGCCUAUGCCAUCCUAACACAGCCGCCUGGUACACCUAUCCGAAUCACUAAGAACUUACGCAUUUGUGGUGAUUGCCACAGUGCCAUAACCUACAUAUCCAUGAUUGUUGAACAUGAGAUCAUACUAAGAGACUCGAGCCGCUUCCAUCAUUUCAAAAGCGGAUCCUGCUCAUGCAAAGGGUACUGGUGAAGCAUUUAAUUUAUUAGUUGCUAUUC
This is a messenger RNA of Lotus japonicus, 2710 nucleotides long. RefSeq names its product pentatricopeptide repeat-containing protein At5g16860. NCBI's taxonomy places the organism in Eukaryota, Viridiplantae, Streptophyta, Magnoliopsida, Fabales, Fabaceae. The record is from RefSeq and is a predicted model, not a curated record. Gene Ontology annotation, biological process: RNA modification. Gene Ontology annotation, molecular function: zinc ion binding; RNA binding; protein binding. The transcript has a single exon. Bases 111 to 2684 code for a protein of 857 amino acids.